UACAAUUUGGGACAGACGAAAAAGGAAAACAGGACUAUCAAAGUGAGAUGGAGUGAAUAAUGCAAUGUCUACAGGCUCCAAGUGCGUUGUUAUUUGGGAUUUUGGAGUAAGCCCAAAAAAAUGUGAAAUCCAACACAGAAAGCAAAUCCAGCGGGGUUGGAGAGAUCCUCAUUUUAGUCCAACUUCAAGGACCCAAGCUAUAUCAGUAACUAAUCAGACUAAUCUUGGUUUUUAAUCUCACCCUUCACCAUUACUUUUUUUUUUUCCUUUCUUUCCUUCCUGAUAAACAUCCUUCACCAUUACCUAAGCGAGAGAAAAUUUGUUGCAAUGCAAGUUUCAAGAAAUGGAUGAAGGCGAAUGGCGCAUUUUUAGAUAUCAAAUUGAGUGUUACUAAUUUUCCUCAUUAAGAAACCGUGCGAAAAAUGUUGAUUAAAUUUUGCUAUUUAUGACGAAAAAUUGGGGGAGUCAAACUACAUGGAAACAAAACUAGCAUGUUUUGGGUAAAAGCAAUCUCAUCCACGAGGCCGUUCUACUGGUAGACUCCUGGUUUAGGCUGUCCGAUGCACCAAAAGGGCCGAAACAAAUUACUGGUUUUUGGCGGGGGCCCGACGGGGUGGUGCGGAUGAAAAAUGAAAAAGAGAAGGAAAAAAAUCACAUGCUAGGCGGAAAAGGAGCCGUAAGUUUUGAAGCCUCCCAAACUUUAUUAAAAUAAAACAAAAAUUCAAAAAGUUCAUAUGAUGCACUCUGGCCACCAAAAAAGAAAAGAAAACAAGAGAAAAGAAAAAGAGUUUGAAAGCGGACGACGUCGUCGAGCUGUUACAGCUCCAAAACCCUACUGGGCAUUUCUAAACCUCUUGUUGACGGGCUCAAAAUCAGAAUAGCACGAGCAACGAAAACAUGGCUUGGCGCGGGUCUCUCUCAAGGUCUCUCCUCUCAAAUGCAAGAGCUUCCACCGCACGCUCUUCCUCGCCGUCCCUCCCCCGUCUCCGUCCUACUUCGUCAGCUCCUCUUCACGGCCAAUACGCUCUUUCUCGCCGCCUCUUCUCUUCCGACCUUCUCAGGAGCGGCGGUUUUCUCGCUUGCACUCAGUCGCUACUGCCUCUGCACAGCGUGGUAGCCGCCACUCGUCUCACGUCGCACAUCGCUGUCGAGGCGCGCACUUGCUGCGAGUUGUCUCAGGGUACUUAAGGUAUUGACUUAUGGACCAGCAUUCUAAGUGCUGGAUGUGUCAUACCAUGGAGCUUGCUGUAGGGCCUUUAGUUGGGGAGCUGAGCUGUAUGCUUUGGGGUCUUCCUUUUUUGUUGCUUCUGGAAAGUAAUUGAGAUUGUUUCCUUUGUCUGUCAUAGAAUCCCUCUUCAAAAUUUCCUGCCUAUCUGACAUUUAUUUUCUUAGGGAAAGUGACAAAUGUACAGUUCUGCAAUGUUUAUUAUUUACUGGAGUUUGGUAUCACUGUGCCUUGAUGCUUUACCUGCAGUACAAUGUUAGAAGAACUAGAUUUGGAUGUUUGGUAACUGGAUAUCUGUGUUUUAAGUGGCACUUAAACCUUUUUAUGGACCAAUAACUCUUUGAGAUUGCAAUUGUAAGCAUGAACAUAUGUUUUUAG
Messenger RNA from Coffea arabica (coffee), 1603 nucleotides. Lineage: Eukaryota; Viridiplantae; Streptophyta; Magnoliopsida; Gentianales; Rubiaceae. The record is from RefSeq and is a predicted model, not a curated record.